AUGGCCGCUCCUUCCCCUUCGGACGGCAUACACUUCCGCCUCGACCUCCUCCUGACGUCCAACCUCGCCGCGCGUAUGCCACCGCAAGCAGCAAAGCGCCAACAUCGUCCAACUCGCAACGUCAAGGCUCGCCCACGGCCCCGAGUCCUGCUGCCAAAUCACCAGCUCGUCAUCCAACCACCACCAUCUCGCGACGACGACUUCGAAACCGCCGCAUCGACCGACUCGAGCUCGAACAGCUUGUCCGAGGAGAUCAAGGAGAUGCAAGAUCAUGCACGCAUCGCCGCCUACGACCAGUAUCGCCAGAAGUCCGACCACGAGAGCCUCCGCCAUCUUGCUGCAGUCACCAGAGCCGAGCACGAGUACGCUGUUCGCUUGGAUCGUCUCUCUCUAGCUGUGCUUGAGUAUGCAACGGCACCGAAGCCUAAGCUCAACUUCGACGACAUUCUGAGCGACAUCGACGACGAUGAGCACUACACGCCGCAGACCAUGACCACGAGCGAGCUCGAGGCGUUUGAUGCCCUCAAUCCGACUUCGAGUCACCGCAUCACCUCGUCGCAAGCAGCACACUCUGACGGCGCCACUGGAUCAUACGUCCUGGUCGAUAGCCAGCCGACCCUCAGCAGCGAUGGCAUCUUGGGCUCUGUUCCACGCUACGCACCUGCGGCUCAGAUGUCGUUCGUCAUGCCCACUCUCUCGUACGGCAACGACGGCAACUCGAGCCCCAUCGCGUCCAGUGGACAUCCCCUGGCGCGCAUCGAGGAGGAGUCCACGGGCUCAUUCUCCGAUCCGAGUCAGCCACCAGAGAUGUCUAUUAAGUUCAGUCCCACCAACGACGAGAACUUGCAGCAAGAUUCGCUCCAUUCUCGCCUGCAGAACCUCGAGGACCAGGAUUCAAAGGAUGCUGUCACCCAGUCUUGGCUGGAGGAGCAGAUCGCUGAGGCGAUGGGGAACGAUAUCUUGGUCCGAGAUGACGGCUCUCGCAAGACCGACGAGGCGAUGGCGAACGAGAUGUUGCUUCGAGAUUCCGGCUCUCGCAAGAUCGAAGAGUUGAUGGAUUCGGUGGGGGACAAAUGGAGCCAAUUUCAGAAAGAGCUCAUGCAGAUCGAGUCGCGUGUGCUCGAUCUUGAGUUCAUCAACAAGGAAGACGAGGACCUUCCAGAGGAGAAUGGACACGAGAAUUCGGAUGAGGGUGAUGACGAGGACUAUGUGUUGGUCUGCAAGGAGGAGGCUAACGAGGACUGGUUCGAGGUGGCGACGGAGUCGAUGGUGAAGAGCAUGGAUUAA
Messenger RNA from Zasmidium cellare ATCC 36951, 1287 nucleotides. RefSeq lists its product as uncharacterized. The record is from RefSeq and is a predicted model, not a curated record. The coding region runs from base 1 to 1287 and encodes 428 amino acids. The transcript has 2 exons. Lineage: Eukaryota; Fungi; Ascomycota; Dothideomycetes; Mycosphaerellales; Mycosphaerellaceae.